This is a messenger RNA of Solanum tuberosum (potato), 825 nucleotides long. RefSeq lists its product as uncharacterized. NCBI's taxonomy places the organism in Eukaryota, Viridiplantae, Streptophyta, Magnoliopsida, Solanales, Solanaceae. The transcript has a single exon. The record is from RefSeq and is a predicted model, not a curated record. The coding region runs from base 1 to 825 and encodes 274 amino acids.
AUGGGUACCGUUCCAUUCACUUAUCUUGGAUUCCCAGUGUAUUAUGGAAAGAAAUGCAACUCACAUUAUGAAAAUAUUCUGAGGAAAAUUGUGCAGAAAUUAUUAGGUUGGCAGAAUAAAUUGCUAACGUAUGGAGGGAGGCACAUCUUGAUUACUCAUGUGUCACAAUCAAUUCCAUUAUACCUUCUAUCAGCUAUCAAUCCCACGAAAGGGGUGAUAAAUCUGCUGCAUCACAAUUUUGCAAAGUUCUUCUGGAGUGGAAACAGGGGAGAGAGAAGGAAACACUGGGUAGCGUGGGAAGACAUUUGUUUUCCAAAAAAAGAGGGUGGAGUAGGUUUUCGAACACUGCAUGGAGUAACAAAGGCAUUAUUUAGCAAGUUAUGGUGGAGAUUUAGAGUUUCAACUGAUUCAUUGUGGAGCACAUAUAUGUGGAAUAAAUAUUGCAAGAAACAACAUCCAGUUAUAGCUGGGGCGAGAGGUGCUUCACAUGUAUGGAAAAAGAUUAUGGAGAUGAGGGAAGAGGUAGAACAAGGGAUAGGGUGGCAAAUUAAGUCUGGAAACUCUAGUUUUUGGUACGAUAAUUGGACAAGAAAAGGAGCGUUGUAUCUAACCAAUGAUAUGGAAGACGGUGAUGAAGAUAUAGAGGUACAAAUGUGUAUCAACAAUGGAGAAUGGGAUAAAGAGAAGCUAUGUGAGUUGGUGUCAGAAGAGGUAGUGGUUCAAAUAAUCAAGAAUAUAAAGUUGAAUGUGAGGCAAGAUGAAGUUGAUCAGCCAUGGUGGAUUCCUAAUACUAGUGGAAUUUUUUCGGUCCAAGUCUGCUUUUGA